This is a messenger RNA of Williopsis jadinii, 2898 nucleotides long. RefSeq lists its product as uncharacterized. NCBI's taxonomy places the organism in Eukaryota, Fungi, Ascomycota, Saccharomycetes, Phaffomycetales, Wickerhamomycetaceae. The coding region runs from base 1 to 2898 and encodes 965 amino acids. Gene Ontology annotation, biological process: regulation of DNA-templated transcription; DNA-templated transcription. The record is from RefSeq and is a predicted model, not a curated record. Gene Ontology annotation, molecular function: zinc ion binding; DNA binding; DNA-binding transcription factor activity, RNA polymerase II-specific. The transcript has a single exon.
AUGUCUGAGGAGUUCAUCAAGGACCAGAACGCUCUUGUGAUGGGCGAUGGAAAGGUGUACAAGAUCCAGAAAGUGCGCCAGAGGAAGAUCCACAGCUGUGUUCCGUGCCAUCAGCGCAAGGUGAAGUGCUCUAGGGAGCACCCUGUGUGUCAGAACUGCACGAAGAAUAACCUGGAGUGUAAAUACUUUGUGAAUGACCGGGUGUCACGAGGUAAGAAGAAGAAGGAUGUUGAUAAAGAGGCGGAGCUGAGAAAGAAGCAAGAGCUGAAACAGUACAUGGCACGCGCAAAGAACCUUGUGUCGUCGUCAUCCACCCCAAUAUCGUCAACAAUGGGUGCGGAAAUACCCGCUGAGGUUAUCCAUCAACAACAACAUCAGCUCCAGCAACCGCUACAACAACACGAGAGUCACGAACCGCCACAUGUACACAUUGGAAAUGACCAACCGCCACAUCCACAACCACUGCCGCCACGGCCCGUGGGCGUCAACUUCAGCCAUCAGUCACCGAGGGAUAGAACCUCUCUAACGUUUUCUGACUCUGAGAGCUCUGUCAGUAUCGAAUCUCUUUCCCCUCCAAACAUGCACAAUCCACAGGUGCUGCCCACUGAGAAACACAGUAAUCAUACUCAGCAGAAUGCUCGUCAACAUUUGCAUGCUCCACCACCACUUCCACAUACUCACAAUCUUCAACAACAGACGCAGCAGGAGCAGUCGACACAGCAGGAACCGACACAGCAGAAACAACAACAAGACCAUGUAGGAUUUCUACCGCCUGUAAACGUGUCAAGGUCGCAAACUCCAAGCUUCGAGCCACAGCAACAGGGUGGCCAACCGUUGAGCAACUCCAUAUUGAGUGAUUUCUCACUGAGACAGACACCACAGCCCUCGAUGACUGGAAGAUUACCACAGAACGAACCUAUACAGCAGAUAGCGUUGAACUUGACAAACCACAGCUUGCCGAUGAUCUUGAUGCCUAAACAACCAGAGAUUGUUCCAACUUGGAAAUUGGAGGAAAUCUAUAGCGCCUUGCCUUCUAGAGAGAGAUCGUAUGGACUGGUUAACAGAUACAUUACAAAUAUUCAUCCAAUUCUACCCAUAUUGGAUAUAAAUGAAUUUGUUAGAGAACAUGAUGCCUUUUGGGAUAAUACUCUGGAACACAAGUUGGAGUUCUUGGUGAUUUUAUUCCCAGUUGUUUAUGCAGCUUCUAAAGGUGAGUGCUUUGAAUUCAGCUAUGAUGAAAUCACAAAAUUUGAACUGAGUAAUGAAAUUCACAAAUACCUGAGAAUUGCCCGUGUUGUGUUUCAAACGAUUGGAUACCCUCAAAAAUUCUCACUCCGUGUUUUGCAAAGUUCUGUUCUGCUGCAUAGUACUUUGGAAAACCCAUCGUUGAUCGAUAUUGGUAUCUUAGUACGUAUUGCACAGACUGUCAAACUCAACAGAGAUCCUGCAACUUUUCACAAGAUUUUGGAUCCAAAUUUGGUACAGACCAGGAGAUUGUUGUGGUGGGAAAUCUUUUACCUUGAUGCUAUGACAGCGUUGAAGAAUACAUCCACUCCGUUAAUAAGGCUCGACGAAUUCGAUACUUCGCUACCAGUGGAAUAUGUUAAUAACUCUUUGAACCCACAUACGUGUUUCCUCAAUGGUAAAUUCAGAUUCACUCUGAUCCUGAACGAGCUGACAAGGUGCAUGUACGGAUUGAACAUAGUGCCGUUUAACACCAUUCAAAUGUUGAAGCAGAAGAUCUUGGACUUGUACAUCAGUUGCAAUGCUUCGAUAAUGAACUUGGAGAAUGUGGAAUCUGUGCAAAACAUGUCAUACGAACAAAAUACAUUCAUCAAGUGGUCAAAAUCUGUGCUAAGCUCUUACUGUGACCGUGCACUUUUGUUGUUGCAGAAGAAAAUCGUUUUGUCAACUGUGCUGAAUUCAAACGAGGAAGGGAAUAACAUGCUGAUACAAGGAAGCUUCAACCAGCUUUUGAACAGCCAGAGAUCUAAGUUUAGCAUCGAGGCUUUGAUGAAGUCAUUGAAUCCACCUCAUUUGAACACUGAUAAUGACUUGACUCAUUACACUUAUGACGACUUGACAAACAACUUGAUACCAACUUCAUUACAUUUGUUGUAUGAGUUCUUGAAAAACAACAACGAUGACAUAUACAACGGAUUCAACUGGGAAAUUCGUAACAAUCUACCGUUUGACGCCAUUGUGCUUCUGUUGACGAACUUGAUAUCUGAUCUUGAGAAAAACCAAAAUAACAAGAAGUAUGAAUUACGCAAUGAUAUCAGAUACCAUCUUCUGGAUAAAACCAUCGACUUGAUAUUCAUUAAGUUUGACAACAAAAAAAGAUCUAUUAUCAAGAACUGUUUCACACUGAUACGUUAUUUGUUCCAAAUCUUGAGAUUGAAAUAUUUGAGAAAUGAUAGUGGUAAUUCCACAUUGGUGGAAUUCAGCCCUGUUUACACCGAGCAGAUUAUUCCAAAGCCCCUCAACAGUAGCUCAAACUUGUUGAAGAGAAACACAAGCAGUCAGAAAAACCAAUCACUUUUGAACCCCACUGCCAUUAGUGGACGUUCUAAUGGCUCUUGCUUCGACGAGGCUAGUAACUCGUUCAGCUCGGUUUCUGUUAGUGAUAUGUUUGUGAGUGGUUUAACUGAGGAAGUUAACUUCUUCCAAAGUUCUAACCAACUGUCAACACUUGGUGGCUCAAAUGAAAACGGGUCUUCUGGUGGUGAUCUCAUUACUGACGAUACGUAUAAAGAGCAUGAGAUCCAACGUAUUAAGACACAGAUAACGAAAUUCCUUCGUGAGGAACGUUUGAGCGAUGACGAUCGUUUCAACAAUAACUUCUACAUCAUGGUUGAGCAUGAGAUCCAUGAUUUGAUAAAACGUCUGACAGCCUAA